ACACAGUCUAGGGACAGGAUCGUCCUGGGACAUAAAUCACUAAUGUGGAGACAGCGAACAACAUCGAAUAUCCAGUUAUCACAGUAUCACGACACUGGCCAUGACGAAGAAAUGUUUGGGAUGUCUUUCCCUGUGGCUGACAAGCUUGGUGGGAUUUAGCCUGCCCAUAUUAUGGAUGGAUUUGGUUCACAAGGAACCAGUGAGCUUGGAACCUGUAGUGACUUCGACUGAGACAUCUAGAUUGGAGAGCUGCAUGAUCCCGACCCAUUCCGUACUGGAGUCAUUCAGUCUACUCGAACUAGCUUCUCUAUAUCAUAGAUAUCUAUCGAAAGAGCAAAUUCCGUGUAAAGAGGGCGUGCGGCUUGGCAAGGCACACCCGGGGGGCUGGGACGUGUGUAUAGACGAGGAAUUCAGACUGGUCGAUCCUUGCAUCGUUUAUUCAUUUGGUAUUCGGAGAGAUUUUUCUUUCAGUGAAGAAAUAACGCAGACUUUUGGCUGUUACACCUACGCCUUUGAUCCAAGGAUGAAGCGCAGCAGUAGACGAUAUCUGGAGAGGUUGUUGUUUACUUCUGAGGGAAUUAGUAACUUUACAGGAUAUAGUAAUCACCGAUGGAUGCGAACGUUACAAGACAUACGGCGUCAUUAUGGACAUAACAAUAAAACUAUAGAUGUGAUAACAUUAGAUAUAACCCCUACAGAACUCAUUGUUAUUCCUCACGCCCUGCAGAAUGGCGACCUAGAAACUGUAAAACAGUUGAACGUCAGACUCGGCAACCCAGACUACGUCUUAAAGGAGACGACUGAAGAGUACAUCAAUAGACUUAACGUUCUUCGUGAUCUUUGUUUCGUCGGCUUCAGAAGCUGGAUAAUAAGUGAAAACAACAAAUGUCGAUUUCAUUCUGAAGUCACGCGUAAACAAGCCUUGGGAUGUUACGAAAUCUCCUUUCUAAACCUCAGAUACAUUUAGAACAACCACCUACUGCACAAGCUAUCAGAACUUGAUUAUGUAUCCAUAUCAACACAGAUUAAAAUGCAAAAGUGAAUCCGAUUUAUUCUGAUCAAAAUAUGUGAGUGAGUCCUGGUUUAUCAUUCGAUUCAGUUGUGCUACGAAAAACCUACUGGGUUCACUUUACAAUCCUUUUGGAAGCCUUAGUUAUUAUCAUUCUAUUGCUUGUUAAAAGCGAGUUUUAAGAUAUAUUUUGUGUAUAAAAUCAAAAUACAUAUGCAGUUAAAAAUAUGAAAACAAAAAACCUGCAUAUGUGAUUCGCCUUGAACAGCUGCGUCGUAACGGAAUGUGAUAUUCAUACUUGUUAACUGGUCAAAAAAACAUAUCCUACAAAACAUUUUUAGGCUAGACAAACGGACGCCUGACAAAAGGCUUUACAUCAUCAACAGUGCUCAGAAAAUACCGUUCCGGUUCAUUGAACACUACGUACUUCAGCAAUCGCGGUUUGUGUUCCGUUUUUCCAGCCAUAUUGUGAUUCACAUUAUUCAUCAACAUAAACAUGUAUAUAUAAUUUAUAUUUCAUAUCACUUGACUUGAAUUACGUAGUGACUUUAUCAGCUGCCAUUGUCUUCGUAUAGAGGAGCGUAAAAUGUCUGAACACAUACUACAAUUUAAGAGUGUAUACAAUAUCAACUUAAGAUUACACAUGAUAACCACUUAUCGAUGUUCAUUUGUAGUUCUCAAGAAACCUUAAUUAAAAUUUUCAACUACUCUAAAGUUA
Messenger RNA from Ylistrum balloti, 1727 nucleotides. RefSeq lists its product as uncharacterized. Lineage: Eukaryota; Metazoa; Mollusca; Bivalvia; Pectinida; Pectinidae. The transcript is spliced from 8 exons. The coding region runs from base 101 to 967 and encodes 288 amino acids. The record is from RefSeq and is a predicted model, not a curated record.